AGCCACAACAAAAGCCCAAACCAAACCGGCACGCUGCUGCUACAAAGAGAGCAUGAGAAGCAGACAUUUCCUGUUUAAUAAUUUGAUUAUUAUUUUAAGAAGAGCAAUGACACUUUCCACCAAGUGUGUAUGAAAGAAAACCUCUUCGUGUCUCGACCUGACGCUGGCUUAAGGAGCAGCUCGACUGUGUUCGCAGAAUGGCUGGAGUUUUUGACAUUGACCUGGAGACUGAAGAUGUCAGUGAUACAGAGGAUGAUGUAUGCGACUUCACUGUGCCUGAACCAGAAAAUGUCCAGACGGAGGAGGUGGAGCUGACCAGUGAGAGUGUGAACAGGGACAGUGAAAGAGUUGGGCCUGACUGCUUUGAGCUGCUCAGGGUGCUGGGAAAAGGGGCAUAUGGCAAGGUUUUUCAAGUGCGCAAAGUACAAGGUGCCCAGACUGGAAAAAUAUUUGCUAUGAAGGUCCUGAAAAAGGCAAAGAUUGUAUGCAAUGCUAAAGACACAGCCCACACUCGAGCAGAGCGUGAGAUUCUGGAGACUGUGAGACAUCCUUUUAUUGUGGAUUUACUUUAUGCUUUUCAGACCGGAGGAAAGCUCUACCUCAUCCUGGAGUGUUUGAGUGGAGGUGAACUAUUCAUGCAGCUGGAGAAGGAGGGCAUCUUCAUGGAAGACACAGCUUGUUUUUAUCUUGGAGAAAUCACUCUUGCUCUGGGUCACCUUCACUCCAAUGGGAUAAUCUACCGCGACCUGAAACCUGAAAACAUCAUGCUUAACCACCAAGGGCACAUAAAGCUGACGGACUUUGGCCUGUGUAAAGAGUCCAUUCACGACGGCAGCGUCACUCACACGUUCUGUGGGACCAUCGAGUACAUGGCUCCAGAGAUCUUGACCAGAUUAGGCCACAAUAGAGCUGUGGACUGGUGGAGCCUGGGUGCACUGAUGUACGACAUGAUGACGGGAUCGCCUCCUUUCACGGCUGAAAACAGGAAGAAGACCAUAGAUAAGAUUCUGAAGUGUAAGAUCAACUUGCCCCCUUAUUUGACCAUCGACGCUCGGGACCUCCUCAAAAAGCUUUUGAAGAAGAGUCCGGCCCAAAGGCUUGGCUCCAGUAAAGCAGACUGCGCAGAUAUUCAGAAACAUCCUUUUUUCAGACACAUCAACUGGGAUGACCUGCUCAGCAAGAAAGUGGAGCCCCCCUACAAGCCACAACUGCACUCGGAGGAGGAUGUGAGUCAGUUCGACACCAGGUUCACUCGACAGACUCCAGUGGACAGUCCAGACGACACCACUCUGAGCCACAGCGCUGAGCUCGCUUUCGCUGGCUUCACUUAUGUGGCUCCGUCAGUGUUGGAGAGUCUGAAGGAAGGAUUCUCAUUUGAACCAAAAGCUCGAACGAUGCGGCGUUGUAACAGCAGCCCACGCACACCCAUAAGUCCUCAGUUUUCCACAGGUGGUCCAUUCAAAUCAAACAUGUACGGAGAAGCGGACCUGUUCUCUCCUGUCUCUCCUCCUGCUUGUCCCGCCCCCACACCACUGGAGAACGGACGCGUCAGUCAACCAAUCAGAGCCCCUGCCCGCAACAAGAAGCAGAAAGGGCACCGCAGAUGAGCGCCAGGUGCUAGGACAUGGGUUUAAAUAUAUUUACACUUUUGGGGCACUUGGAGACAUAAGAUGGCUCACUUUAGUGCCAAAUUUAGGCAAAAACAUAGGAACAUUCAAACUAACUCCCAAUAUUAAAGUGCCCAUAUUACGCCAUUUUCUGAGCUAUAUAAUGUAGCCAUAUAAUGUUUCCUCAUCAAAAACAUAUCCGGAGUUGUGUUCUGUUUCUUUCACUCAUGUUUAACACAUAAACCCUGGAUAUUCAGCCUUAAUUCCUCUCCAAAACAGAAAAAACUUCACCUUGAGAUGUCAUGUGGUAAUACUGGAAGUGUUCACUGUGUUUUUAAACUUCAUACACUUUCACUAGAAUCAUUUGAAUAAUUUCAGCUGUGGAAUUGCCAAUCUCUAAAGAACAAAAGGCAAAAGGUAGCUGUUGACUAAAAAAAACCCAAAAAACCCUACUGUUUCAUGACAUCACAAGGCGGAACUGAGCAUUUUGAGCUUUGGAGAUGUAGACAGACUAAUCAAACAUGUGUGAAUGAAACAAAACUCUGGCUAUGUUUUUGAUGAGGUAACAACAUUCUAACAUGGUCAAUUUUUCAUAAGAUGAUCUUUAAGCACAAGUAAUAAUGUGAUAAUAUAAAUACUUACAAUGCAUUACUAAUACAGGUAGCACAGUAAAAUUGUUGAUUUUUAUUGUGCUACCAAUUCAGAGAAGUCAAUAUAUUUUUAUUCUAAUUUCCUUUUUUAAAUUUUUUUUUUUUAGAACAUAAGACAAGACAUUCAGUCAAACAUUAUUAACAAUCCUUCGUAAUGCAAAUCUCAGGUAUAUCAGUUUAAAAUAAUUAAGUAAUUACACAGUAUAAAGUUUCCUUGUUGCUACACAUUGGUGCGUUUUUCUAAAAUCUUGUGCUAUAAGACUUUCUAAACAUAACAAGAUUAAUAACCAUUUUGUACAUUGAUAUCUGAUUACAAAAUGUGAAUGUGUGGGUUUGUUUUGGGCUGAUCUAUAGUCUCUAAUUUAGUGAAUUGAGUUUUUGUUUUUUUUGUGUAACAUCAUAAGGGAAUCAUUCAGAAGUGCUCCACAAAUUAUAGUGUCUGAAUGUCAAAGUAUUUUUCUGAUCAAUGCAAGAAACCAUUUUACUUUCAUUCAAUACAUUUUGCAUAUUUUAGUGCAUUGUUAUCAUCUCAACAGAAAUAAUUUAGUGUCCUGUUAAUAUAUAUAACAGUGGCACUGAUUCACAACUCCUAAUGAUCCUAUUACACAAUCAUAAGGUUAUACGUAACAGAAAUUAUUUUUGCUCAAAUCUAUUUUUAAGAAGCAUCGUCUGUCUCAUUCCAAGUUAAAUAUCAGCAAAUGAAGUAAGAAAAAAGUUGAGUGAACAAAAAUGUUUGAAACAGAGUAAUGUAUAACUCAAAAACAUAUUAAUGAAAUGUAAAAUACUCAAAACAAGGUUGAAUCAGGUUAACUAAUGUUGUUAUCCAAUUAUUUUUUUUGCUGUGUAUAAAUUGUAUAAAUUGCUACAGUAAAGCUAUGUUCUGAAUAGUUUAUGAUGACAGUAACUGAGCCCACUUCACUGUGUGCCUCUGGGAUUCUGUUCUGAUGCCAAAGCUCCUUUAAACUUAAUGACAAAAUCAAUGUCCUUUCGUGGAAAUGCCUGUUUAUUUCAUCAGAGAGUUUAUCAGGGCUACAGAAACGAUUAGCUUUUAUUUCAGAAUGGUAAUGUGAUUAAGAUAAGUAGUUUUAAGUGAGACCAUAAAUAUUACUAGGAUUGUAAAGCUCUUUUUGGCUCUCACAGGCUGCCGUAGUGUGACGAUGGCGGGUUGUAUUAUUUUUCAUUUGUUGUUGUGUGUUGAGUGAUCAUUUUCAUUACGUUUGAAUGAUAUCGAAUGUGCUCCUUUGGUCAAAAUGAGAAUACAGUUUAAAGAUGCGAUAUGUAACUUUUCUGGUGGAGGAUUCGCCACAUGCUUUUCUCCAUGGGGAUGCUAUUACUUGGCCUGAAAUAUUCCACAGUAUGACAUUAAUCAGUCAUUGCAUUUUUUUUUUAAAAUUGCUCUAAAACACCUGUUCGCCUCUCCACAGAUCUAACUUGAUGGCAUCACAUGCUUGUCCCCAUAGAGAUAGUUGUGGUUUUGCCUGAAAUGUUUCACAGUAUGGCAUUAAAUGUAAGAUAUCCAUGGAGGCAAACAGGUGGCGGACCUUCAUAAGAAAGGUUAAUGUGCACAUCUAAAUGGGGAAAAAAAAAUCCACAUUGAAAUGAAUUAUGGUUGGGUAUUUUUUGAGACAAAUAAAUAAUAGGAAUAAUGUAACAGGAGGUGUUUGUAUAAUUUUAUUUUUCAUUUGAAUUUGUGUAUUUAUUUUAACCAUUAUGUAAACCACUUUGCAACUUUGUCUUAACUCAUUUUGAGACACUGGGCUUUUUCCAUUUAUUGUCACUGGCUCAAAUCACUAUCUGUUUUGGAAAUUUUGAUGCAGAAAUUUAAACACUUUAUCAGUUUGUUCAUUUAAUUUAUAUACGCAAAUAUAUAGUUUUAUUAUUUUAUUUAAUUAAUGGUACGCUUUACUUUCCAUUUUGUGUUUUUUUUUUUUUUUUUUUUUUUUUUUUUUUUUGUGUCAUAUUGUUUUAUGCCUUCAAAUAAAAAUCUAUAUGAC
Messenger RNA from Periophthalmus magnuspinnatus, 4251 nucleotides. Its product is annotated as ribosomal protein S6 kinase beta-2-like. Gene Ontology annotation, molecular function: protein serine/threonine kinase activity; ATP binding. Gene Ontology annotation, biological process: protein phosphorylation; signal transduction. The record is from RefSeq and is a predicted model, not a curated record. NCBI's taxonomy places the organism in Eukaryota, Metazoa, Chordata, Actinopteri, Gobiiformes, Gobiidae. The transcript is spliced from 16 exons. The coding region runs from base 198 to 1607 and encodes 469 amino acids.